Messenger RNA from Quercus lobata, 1486 nucleotides. RefSeq names its product GDSL esterase/lipase At5g33370-like. Lineage: Eukaryota; Viridiplantae; Streptophyta; Magnoliopsida; Fagales; Fagaceae. Gene Ontology annotation, molecular function: hydrolase activity, acting on ester bonds. The transcript is spliced from 5 exons. The record is from RefSeq and is a predicted model, not a curated record. The coding region runs from base 122 to 1231 and encodes 369 amino acids.
UCUUGAAUUCACAUACCAACACCAGAGUUGAUUGUGCACUGUGCAGUGCACACAAAUAGAGCUACUUGCAGUCUUUCUCAUAUAUCAUUUCCUUUGUUUUUCCUCUUCUACCUUCAAUUCCAUGGCUAGCUCAUUGGUUUUUUGUUCAUGGAUCAUUUUCAUGGUCAUGGCAUUGGGAACUCUUAGUACUCAAAGCGAGGCUGCUCGGGCUUUCUUCGUCUUUGGAGAUUCACUGGUUGAUAAUGGCAACAACAACUACUUGGCAACCACUGCCCGAGCAGACUCUCCUCCUUAUGGCAUUGAUUUCGCCCCCACCCAUCGACCUACUGGCCGAUUCUCUAAUGGCUACAACAUUCCAGAUUUUAUCAGUCAGCAACUUGGCACGGACCUAUUGUUACCAUACUUGAGCCCACAGCUCACUGGACAAAAACUACUUGUUGGUGCAAACUUUGCUUCUGCUGGAAUCGGAAUUCUCAAUGACACUGGAGUCCAGUUCGUGAACAUUAUCAGAAUGUUCAGACAAUUUGAAUACUUUGAAGAAUAUCAGCGACGACUAGCUGCUGAAAUUGGAGCUGAGCAGGCAAAGCGACGUGUUAAUGAAGCACUCGUCCUCAUCACUGUUGGUGGCAAUGACUUUGUUAACAACUACUACUUGGUGCCUUUCUCUGCCAGAUCUCGCCAAUACAAUCUCCCGAAUUAUGUUACGUACCUCAUUUCUGAGUACGAAAAACUUCUACAGAAAAUAUAUGAUCUUGGAGCACGUAGGGUCCUUGUGACAGGAACUGGACCACUAGGUUGUGUUCCAGCAGAGCUUGCCAUGCGAAGCACCAAUGGUGGAUGCUCAGCUGAACUGCAAAGAGCUGCCGCCUUGUACAACCCACAACUUGUUCAGAUGGUUCAAGGUCUCAACAGCAAGAUCGGUUCCAAUGUUUUUAUUGCUGCUAAUACUGCGUUGAUGCACAAUGAUUUCAUAAGUAAUCCUCAAGCAUAUGGAUUUACCACAUCCAAGAUGGCAUGUUGUGGGCAAGGACCCAAUAAUGGUCUGGGACUUUGCACAGUAGCAUCAAACUUGUGCACAAACAGAGACCAAUAUGCAUUUUGGGAUCCAUUCCAUCCCUCUGAAAAGGCAAACAAGAUAAUAGUUCAACAAAUCCUGAGUGGCUCUAACGAGAUGAUGUACCCCAUGAAUCUCAGCACCGCCUUGGCCUUGGACUCUAUGACCAUGACCUAAUAAAUUGUCUUGCUUGCAUUGGAAUACAGAAUAUGUUUUAUAAGUUAGUAAUUUAUUAUUAUGUAUUAUUACAAUUCAAGUUGUGUUGUACGUGAUUCUCAAAAAAAAAAAAGAAGUUGUGUUGUACGUGUCAUAGAAUUUAUUUCCAAUGUAGCGUGAUCUUCAAAAGUUAGUUUGAAUAAUUGGUUGAUGAAUAAGCAUUAACCAGAUUUUCAAUCUGUUUAAUAACAACAUUGAUUACAAAAUCAAUUUUCA